UCGCUGCUGCUGAAAUUCGGCAGCUCUCGCGAAGCUGCCAAAAAAGGAGGAAAGGGAAUUAAUUCUCUUAUUUUGGGCCUUGUAGGCGAUAUUUCUACACAGUUUUGGCAUGAGAGAUAGAUAAAUUAAUAAGGAACAAGAUGCCGGUGUUAGUUUUUCUAAUAGACACCAGUGCUUCGAUGAAUCAGAGGACACAUUUGGGCACAUCACUCUUGGAUAUUGCGAAGGGAGCUGUCGAGACAUUCAUGAAGCUUCGCCUUCGAGACCAAGCCAGCCGCACGGAUCGCUACAUGCUGGUGACGUGCGACGAGUCUCCGGCUACAAUAAAGGCUGGCUGGAAGGAGAAUCCUGCAGUCUUCAUGACUGAGCUGAAGAACCUUCAGGCCACCGGUCUCACAACCUUGGGUCAUGCCCUCAAGAUGACCUUUGACCUUUUGAAUGUCAACCGUCUCUACUCUGGAAUCGACAACUAUGGCCAGGGUCGGAACCCAUUCUACCUGGAACCAGCCAUUGUCAUAGCAAUCACUGAUGGACAUAGACUUUCAAGUAACAGCGGUGUUCAGGAUGAGCUAUCGCUUCCGAUGAGCCACGUCCUUCCCGGGAGCGAACUGACCAGGGAGCCCUUCAGAUGGGACCAGCGGUUAUUCGCUCUGGUGCUGCGCCUGCCGGGGGUCGCGGGGGAGAAGGAACGGAUGGGGCCGACCAGUAGCCUGGUGAAUACAGAUGACUCUCCUAUAAGCAGCAUGUGCGAGGUGACGGGAGGUCGCUCUUAUAUGGUAAACUCUAUGAAAACCCUAAACCAGUGCCUUGAGUCCCUUGUCCAGAAGGUCCAGAGCGGUGUGGUAGUCCAUUUUGAGAAGUUUGGACCAGAUCCUGGCCUGCCUAACGGAGAGAUGAAAGCUGGAGGACGCCAGUCCCCUCAACCACCAGAGGUGGAGCGGGAGGGCACGCCACAGCCGCUGGAUGCCCCGGGCACUUUGGGGGUGCCCCCUAAUGGGCGUAAUGGGGCGCCGUCCCCUACCCCCCAGGAUACCUCGUGGUACAGCUGCCGUAGGAUGAUCCAUGUGAGACCUAACCCAAAGAGUGGUGUACCCAUGGGACACUGGCCAAUCCCCGAGACGUUCUGGCCUGAUCCACAGGCACCGGCAUUGCCCCAGCGUGUAUCACACCCAGUGGUGAAAUUCACCUGUACGAACUGUGACCCAAUGAUUCUUGAUCAACUUCCGUUUGAUAAGUACGAGCUGGAACCCUCACCGCUGACACAGUACAUUUUGGAAAGGAGGAACCCUAACUCAUGCUGGCAGGUAUUCGUACCCAACAGCAACAAGAACGGUGACAUCAUGGGUCACCCGUUUGGCUUCCUGAAGGCAAGCUCCAACCUAUCGUGUGUGAACCUUAUUGUAAUGCCGUACAACUACCCGACCCUGAUCCCUCUCCUAGAUGACCUGUGUAAGAUACACAAGCUGAAGCCCUCUCAGAAGUGGAAGCAGGCAUUCGAUAGCUAUCUAGAGGAAGUCCCCAGAUACUAUGCAGGGCCACUGAAAGUAGCUCUUCGGCGGAUGGGUGCGCCCAACCUAAUACCCGAUGGCCUAGAGAACUGCCUGAGUUACAGUGUGGUGACGUACCUUAAGAAACUCAAGCAACGGAGCAAGGUGGAAGGAGAGAAGUUAGCUAACCUCAUUGCCAGCCGACCCCGAGCUCAGGAGCUCGGAAUCAAAGUACAAUCUAGGUCUCCGUUACGCUCUCUGGCAGCACGGCGAGACUUCCAGCAGCUGCUCCAGAGCAUCACCGGCGAGACCAUCACAGUCCGGGCAGAUAACAAUGUCAACGAGUUCCCCGGGUACAUGCUGCGGGUGAGCGACCGUGACAUUAGACCCCAGACCUAUCGCAACCCCUUUGACAUUCCCCGGAAGGAGAUCUUGGAUCAGGUGUUCAGGAUGAGGGCCAACUUCCUCCAGAUCACGUCGAACAGGGCAGUGAGAUUCAUGAAUGAAGAUAAAUUCCACAACAUUCCCAUAGGAGAGAUGGGGAAUUACCAGGAGUACUUGAAGCGGAUACCAAGCCCUCUACGGGAAGCAGACCCCGCCCCGGCCAGGCUUCACACGUUUGGAAACCCAUUCAAAUUGGCAACAGAGAAGGAUAAGAAAAUGAUGGUCGAUGAGGCAGACAUCAACGAGCACAUGGCAGGCAUACCUCAGAAGAGGCGGGCCUCGGACAGCAAUCUUUCCCUCAAGAAGUUGAAGGGAGCGUCACCGCCUAGUCGUAGACCAACGUCCCCUGCUGCCCAGGGGGCCCUACUCAAGCAACCCUUGCAUCAACUCGUCCAGCGAAGGGCUCAGAAUGCAAACGCAACCAAUGGCAGUAAUAAGGAGAAUAAGAAUUCUGGUUCAUCAACUCCGGAAAGGUUGCCAACACCGGAACUCAAACCCCAAGAACCUCCUGCAUCGGGUGACGAAUCGGGAAGCUCUUCGGACGAGCUCGUCAUCAUCAUGGAUGGCAUCAACGAUGAGGUUGCCAUGGAAACAAGCAGCAAUGCAUCCUCGGAGGACGAAGCCACGCCCACAUCGCCGUCUCCGUCAUCAUUAUCAUCAUCAACACUUCCAGUUUCAUCAGGGUCAUCGACGACCACCAGCAAUCACGUCGACUCUAAGAAAUCUAACAGCAAACACCGCAAGAUGAAUAAUAACAACGUGCUUCCACCAUCAGAGCCAUCGACAACGAACAAUGCGAGGAAUACCGCCUAUGAGCGGAUGGACUCGAUGAACUCGGAUAUUGACGUGAAUGUGGUCAAUUCCAGACUUAGAACUAAAGUAAUUAGAGAGGUCAGAAAGCCAGGCAAAAAUUUCAGACGUCUCUUCGAGGAGCUCAACAAAAUCCAAGGCGACAUGGACACCAAAUACCUCUUCAUCGAGAGCAUCAUCAACGAGGCCAAGCGAUUCAGACGCAAGACCCUGAUCGGCAUGCUGGAGAUGUUCCGUAGUUCCAUGGUGACGUUCGAGAAGAAACAAUCAUUAGGAAGCACAGGAUCCAAUCACGUCAGAUAGCACCGUAUCCGUUGGAUCAUACUUUGAACUGUAUCACAGUCAAUGGACAGUGCUUUCCUAUUCUCGUCGUGUCAAUUUCUGUCCACACUUGUAAUUUAUUUAUUGUUUUGUAAGGUGUUCAUCCUUUUCUUUUUCUCCCGGGGUUUAUUUUUCUGAAAUGUAUUUUCAAUUUUUGUUCGAUUAUUUUUUUUUCCUUUCCCUUUCAGUGUUCAAUUUUGAUUUGCAAAAUAUUUGUAAGAAGUUUUCAAAGUUCCUCGAAAGGAUUAUGUUCAAGUUGCAGGUUACAACUUGUAUGUAGUGUCAAAGCUGCAUUCCGAUUUGCCAAAUGCCCACUAGUAAUGUGACUUCUUCAGUGGACUAUUACCUUUAAUAUCCCAUUUGACCCUUAGUUAAUACUCCCCCCCCCCCUAGUUCUAGGGUUAAUGAGCAUAAAUGAUGCAUGCUAGGCACUCAUCAGGGUCCUGUAACACAAAGGUUAGCAAUUGAUUGUACGCUUGAUUUUUACGAUUCAUUGUACAUUGUAGUCAAUGCAAUCAGUCGUAGAAAAUUGUUCUACAUUGAUCGCCAAGUUUUGCGUUAUGGGACCCAGGGUCCCGUAACACAAAGGUUAGCGAUUGAUCGCACGCUUGAUUUUCAUGAUUGAUUGUGUAUUGUAGUCAAUGGAAUCAAUGGUAGAAAAGUGUUUCGAUGACCAUUGCUAAGCAUUGUGUCACUGGCCCAGAUCGUGGUUGGAUGGUAUGUGCCCUUCGAUAAUCUUAAGGAGAUCAGAGGCCUGUUUUGUAAAGAGUUACAUCAGGGGCCCGUAACACAAAACUUAGCAAUGAUCGUAGAACAUUUUUCUACGAUUGAUUCCAUUGACUACAAUGUACAAUCAAUCGUAUAAAUCAAGU
This is a messenger RNA of Lytechinus variegatus (green sea urchin), 3934 nucleotides long. Its product is annotated as integrator complex subunit 6-like. The record is from RefSeq and is a predicted model, not a curated record. Bases 141 to 3044 code for a protein of 967 amino acids. Gene Ontology annotation, biological process: snRNA 3'-end processing. Lineage: Eukaryota; Metazoa; Echinodermata; Echinoidea; Temnopleuroida; Toxopneustidae. The transcript is spliced from 16 exons. Gene Ontology annotation, cellular component: integrator complex.